This is a messenger RNA of Chrysochloris asiatica (Cape golden mole), 1200 nucleotides long. It is a transcript of the gene LIPA, whose product is annotated as lipase A, lysosomal acid, cholesterol esterase. Gene Ontology annotation, molecular function: sterol ester esterase activity. NCBI's taxonomy places the organism in Eukaryota, Metazoa, Chordata, Mammalia, Afrosoricida, Chrysochloridae. Gene Ontology annotation, cellular component: intracellular membrane-bounded organelle. Gene Ontology annotation, biological process: sterol metabolic process. The transcript has 9 exons. The coding region runs from base 1 to 1200 and encodes 399 amino acids. The record is from RefSeq and is a predicted model, not a curated record.
AUGAAGAUGUGGAUCUUGGGGUUGGUGGUCUGUUUGGUUCUGGAGACUGUACAUUCGGAGAGGCCCAGAGGGAAGCAGACACCUGUGAAUCCUGAAGUAUACAUGAAUGUGAGUGAAAUUAUCUCUUACUGGGGAUUCCCAGUUGAAGAACAUUUUGUCGAGACUGAGGAUGGAUAUAUUCUUUGUCUUCACCGAAUCCCCCAUGGGAAGAAGAAUAGUUCUGACAAAGGCCCCAGACCAGUGGUGUUUCUGCAGCAUGGUUUGAUUGCAGAUUCCAGCAACUGGGUCACCAAUACUGUCAACAACAGCCUGGGAUUCAUCCUUGCUGACGCUGGUUUUGAUGUCUGGAUGGGGAACAGCAGGGGCAACACCUGGUCUCGGAAACACAAGACUCUCUCAGUUUCUCAGGAUGAAUUCUGGGCCUUUAGUUUUGAUGAGAUGGCAAAGUAUGACCUGCCAGCUUCAGUUAACUUUGUUCUGAAAAAAACAGGCCAAGAGCAGUUGUAUUAUGUGGGUCAUUCUCAAGGUACCACCAUAGGCUUUAUAGCAUUUUCACAGAUGCCUGAGCUGGCCAAAAAGAUUAAAAUGUUCUUUGCCUUGGCUCCUGUGAUGUCAAUCAAGUUUGCUACUAGCCCUGUAGUCAAGUUAGCAGCCAUUCCAAGACAGAUCUUUCAGGAGAUAUUUGGAGUCAAACAAUUUCUUCCUCAGAAUGCAAUCCUAAAGUGGCUGAGUACCCAUAUUUGCUCCCAUGUCAUUCUGAAGGAGCUGUGUGGAAAUCUCAUUUUUGUUAUAUGUGGAUUUAAUGAGAGAAAUUUAAAUAUGUCUAGAGUGGAUGUGUAUACGUCACACUCUCCCGCCGGAACUUCUAUGCAAAACAUGAUGCACUGGACCCAGGCUGUUGAAUCCGUAGACUUAAAAGCCUUUGACUGGGGAAGCAGCGCUAAGAAUUAUUUUCAUUAUAACCAGAGUUACCCUCCCACUUACAAAGUGAAAGACAUGCCUGUGCCGACUGCAGUUUGGAAUGGAGGUCAGGACUGGCUGGCAGACAUCAGUGACAUUGGGAUCUUACUGACCGAGAUCACCAAUUUGGUGUACCACAAGUACCUUCCCGAAUGGGAGCAUCUCGACUUUAUCUGGGGCUUGGAUGCCCCUUGGCGGAUGUAUAAUGAACUUGUUGAUCUAAUGAGGAAAUAUCAGUGA